Cornus florida is the source of this 1737-nucleotide messenger RNA. Its product is annotated as receptor-like protein 7. Bases 1 to 1737 code for a protein of 578 amino acids. NCBI's taxonomy places the organism in Eukaryota, Viridiplantae, Streptophyta, Magnoliopsida, Cornales, Cornaceae. The record is from RefSeq and is a predicted model, not a curated record. The transcript has 2 exons. Gene Ontology annotation, molecular function: protein binding.
AUGGGAGAGGAAUGGUGCAAAAUCAUAUCUUCUUCACUACCUUGUCUUCAAGUCUUGAGCUUGUCACGGUGUCAUCUCUCAGGUCCUCUUUGCUCUUCUCUUGAGAAUCUCCAGUCAAUUUCGGUGAUUAAUUUGAGUGAGAACUAUUUGUCUGCCCCAGUUCCAAAUUUCUUUGCAAACUUCACCAAUUUGACAGAAUUAUAUCUCACGGAUUCUAAUUUGCAAGGAACAUUUCCAGAAAACAUCUUCCACGUACCAACUCUACGUAAGCUUGACUUAGGGGUCAAUGACUUAUUUCAUGGUUAUUUUCCAGAAUUUUCCCAGAAUGGAGCUCUCCAGACCUUGAUUCUUCGCUACACAAAUUUUUCCGGGGGAUUACCAAGUUCUAUUGGUAACCUUCGGAUGUUGUCCGUGAUAUAUGUUUUUAAUUGUAGCUUCACUGGACCAAUCCCAGGUUCAUUUGCAAACCUUACUCAACUUGUUCUUUUGGAUUUGGCUUACAACAUGUUUACUGGUCCAAUUCCAUCAUUUUCGAAGAAUCUCUCCAUCAUAUACUUGGACCAUAAUUCACUCAGUGGAACCAUUCCAUCAUCUCUUUUGAAUAUUCCAUCGCUGACACAAAUUGAUCUUUCAUUUAACAAAUUUGAUGGUCAAGUUGAUGAAAUUUCUAAUGCUUCCUCCUUUCUACUAGAGUUCAUCAAUUUGGGAAGUAACCAUUUACAAGGGUCGGUUCCCAUGUCUUUCUUUCAACUCAGAAGGCUUACUGUCCUUGUACUUAAUUUCAACAACUUCAAUGGUUCAAUACAACUGGAAAAUUUUUAUAGGCUGCGCAAUCUUUCCCUCAUUGACCUUUCAUACAACAGCUUGUCAAUCCAUACAAGUAGUGGCAGUGGUUCAAACUUGUCUUCGAUCCCCCAGUUUGAAGGAUUAUAUUUGGCUUCUUGCAAGUUGGAAAGUUUUCCUGAUCUAAAGAACCAAUCUGUACUGGCCGAGUUGGACCUUUCUGACAACCAAAUUUGGGAAGUUGGUAAUGGAAUAUUCUAUCACUUGAAUCUCUCUCACAAUCUCCUGUCUUAUUUUCAAGUACCCUAUUUUGUUCAAGCUUUCCUUGGUCUCCUUGACCUACACUCUGACCAGUUCCAUGGGAAAAUCCCAAUACCAGGAAUAUUUGCUGAAUACACGGACUUCUCAAGCAAUAGUUUCAGCUCUUCUAUCCCUCCUACUAUUGGUAAUUUCCUCACCAAUGCUUAUUUCUUCUCUCUUUCAAAUAAUAGCAUCAUCGGAAACAUUCCUCAAUCAAUAUGCAAUACAAAAUACCUUCAAGUUCUAGAUUUAUCUAAUAAUGUUUUGAAUGGCACAAUACCAUCAUGUUUGAUCAAAAGGAGUACUAGUACUCUUGGAGUACUGAAUCUGCAAAAUAACAUAUUUAGUGGAAAAGUUCUGAGUUUGUUUCCCAACAACUGUAGUCUACAGACAUUGGAUCUCAGUGGUAAUCUUUUGGAAAGGCGGGUUCCGAAAUCAUUGUCAAACUGCAGAAGGAUGGAAGUUUUAAACGUCCAUUCAAGUGCUAUUAAGAUGUGUGGGAGGCAAGUAGUUGGUCACAACAGAGAUGUGAGGAAAAGUCAAGGUCGUCCUAAUCUCCACAAGGGUGAGAAGAUGACUUUCCAUUACCAACCGGUGGUUUGUGGGCGGUUGCUAAAGGUUGCUGAAGGAGAUGUCAAACUUGGAAUUUUUUAG